This is a messenger RNA of Chanos chanos (milkfish), 3216 nucleotides long. Its product is annotated as un-named hu7912. Gene Ontology annotation, biological process: cell-cell junction organization. Bases 1 to 3216 code for a protein of 1071 amino acids. The transcript has a single exon. The record is from RefSeq and is a predicted model, not a curated record. NCBI's taxonomy places the organism in Eukaryota, Metazoa, Chordata, Actinopteri, Gonorynchiformes, Chanidae. Gene Ontology annotation, cellular component: plasma membrane; apical junction complex.
AUGACACGGACAGAUCCUCCUGACAUACUAGUAUCAACACUGUACCAAGACAUAAAAUUAUCCCCAAACUCUGGGCCAUCAAAGUAUACAUUGUCAUCCACACAAUGUGAUUCCCAAAUGGUCGGCACGCUGGAGCAAAACUUUGAAACCAUCAACAAAAGGCACUGCCGUAGCUUUGAUUUCAUCGAGUCAUUGGAUGAUCCAAAGAUAUUUUCCUCUUCUAUGGAGUAUCCUUACAGGACUGAACGGCAGACGAUUAAUAAAGAUGUUGCCUGGAAUGGUAUCGGCCAGCAAGGACACUUACGGUUUUCCUCCCCUGAUCUGUUCAAUAGCAGGCUUUCCCAAGCACAGACCAGCACUGACAUGACCAGUGAGGCAGCAAGGAGUGGUCCUCAAGGCAAACAACGAUCAAAAAGUGCCCCUAGAGUUAGGGCCACCCUUACACCAGUACCCAUAACAGUCUCUCCACCCUCAGCCAGGCGGGGUAGAGACACUCAUAGGACUCCAGCUGACACUCAUAAGAGACCUGAAGUGUUACCCCAAAAUAGAGAGGCCUCCCACCCUCCAAACAGGGCUCUGGUCAAUGAAGUGCACCCUAUUAAGCUACAGCCUCAUACACCCCUUUAUGUCUCUGAUUGUUUUGAGGAGACCAUGCAGGACAAACCAGCCAACACUCCUCAUGUCAGGUGCCGUGUGGAUAUUAAACCAGACGCAUCAGUUAUUCAGCAUGCUACAAGAAAGCUACCAACUGCCAGAGCUGAUGUGCCCUGGCAGCGAUAUUCUGCAUCUGGAAUCAGGAGUCUGUCUGUGCCCCGACAGAUAUCUACAUCUCGGACACCAACCCCCACUGAGUGUUAUAACAUGGACUACAGGCAGUAUCCUAACUACAUACCUAGAAGCUACAUUCAACCUGUAGAUAUUCCCUUGGGAAGGGCCUCUCCCAGAGAUCCAAGGGAAUUCAGGGAGUACAGGACUCUAUCUAAUCCUAACAUCCCAACUAAAUUUUUCUAUACUGAGGAUCCUUGCAGGUACCCUGUUCAGCCACCGGGGAGAGCAUACUAUCAGGAUGACCAGUAUAGUAUUAACAGCAGUACCAGCCAAAACCCUUCACUGAGUAGUCAGUACGUACAUGACCCAAGGACUCGAUGGGUUCAUACCAUGCCUGUACGCCCAUAUUACACUGAGCCUCCUCGUGACCCUGUUGAGCCUUUCUAUGGUAGGCCUUACUCGGUGAGUGAGCCUGGGCCAUACUAUGGGCCUGCGUCACAAGCUAGACCAUACUACAGGGAUGAUCCACGAGUAUAUGCAUUCCCAUCUGAGCCUUCAAAGAUUUUCUAUUCAAGACCUUGCCAUUCCCCAUCAGAAUACCACAUUCCAGUUAGAGCUUAUUAUACAGAGGGACGGCGACACCCCCGCUUGUCUCAAGUCUAUGCAGAUGACUGGAGCCGGUCAAGCAUUGCUGGAUAUUCUAGUCAAUACACCUCUUCACAGGUAACCCCACAAAGAGUCCCAGUGCCGACCCCGUGGUUUCCCAAUGAUUUCACAGAGCCAAGUCGACUGGGAACUGAUGUCAGGAACUAUUCAAAAUCCUGGGACAAUAUUCUCACGCCACAUAUGGAAAGGGAGCAUGCAGUUCCACGAGGCCGGAGCUAUGAGAACCUUUUCCAUCAGGCAAGGGCAGGUGUUUCCUCUGACAUCAGACAACAGCCAAUCAUUGUUAACCUUUCGAGUUCACCAAGACGCUAUGCUGCUCUGUCCCUCUCUGAAAAUUCUCUGGAGAAAUGUCCUAGUGAUGGAAGGAACGGCAUGGGACGACAUUGGUUUGUAACCCCAGAAAUUACAAUAACAGAUAAUGACAUCCGCACAGGCAGCAGUAGGAAAAAAGAGGCAAGUUCAGUCAGUUGGGAUAUACCAAAUGGAGUGAGGGUUCAAAAUUCUAAAUUGGAUCAACCAGCAAAUCCACCAGAAAAUACCGACAGGAAACAUAAUAGCUACUCACUUCAGCAGAGUCUUGAGCAACUGGACGAACUUUUAGCAGACCUGGUGAUUGAUUACAAACCCCCAAAUAGCAGAAGGCCAAGUGAGAAUUUACUGGAUCAACUCAAACAGCUAAUUACUGAUGAUGAUGCCAAAGGAGAGAAAAUUGUAGGGCAAGAGGAUUCAGGACUUUUAAACACACAUACAACAUCCUCAAAGACAAGCCCAGACACACCUAAAGACCCAGACAGUGGUUGUGAUGGCUUACAGAGAAGCACUGAGGAACUUUCUUUGAAUCAUAGCACAGAUGAAGAUGACGCCAUGAUAUGUGCCAACAGUAAAUGUCGGCGCAAGGAAACUCUGUUUAAUGCCUGCCUCUAUUUCAAGUCAUGCCACAGUUGCUACACCUACUACUGUUCCCGUAGCUGUCGUCGGGAAGACUGGGACACUCACAAAGAGAACUGUCUCUAUGGACGUGUCAGUAGCAUUUGCAGGCAUAUCCUAAAGCAUUGCAGAGAAAACUCUGAAGUGCAUAAAGCGUUCUCCCGCAUUGCUAAAGUUGGCUACUUGUCUCGAGGCAGAGGUGUCCUCUUCCUGGGGUUUCCAAACACUGGUUCUGCUGAUAACUUUUUGCAAGUUGGUCUUGAGGGCCUCCUUAUGUCUCCCACAUAUUUGUCCCUCCGAGAGUUGGACAGCUUCAAGGACAACUUAGGUGAAUACUGCAAGGAGCUACAGGAGGCUGGAAAGGAAUAUGAUCCCAAUGAAUGUUUCCUCUUGAAUGUAUCCAUAGCUGUAGGUGACAUAGUGCCUAACAGACCCUCACCAAGACUACAAGCACCAACAGUACGUAAAUAUGCUAAGGUGACCUUGGCCUCCUCAAGCCCAGAUAAAAAAGUCUUUAAAAAGGAGACUGACAUGGAGACACUUAUUCUUACGCCACCCCCUGGAACAUCUGACAUUGACAAGGAAGGGGAGGAGGGCAGGAAGGCAAGAGAGAUCUGCUUUAUCAACAUCCAACGAGAGCUCAGGACCAGAGGGGUCUUCCUGCGACACGAAUACCCACAAAUAUACAACCAACUCUGUGAGUUUGUUGAAAACAACAAGAGAUUCACACCGACUACUAUUUACCCCAUAGACAAGAGAACAGGGAAGCAGUUUAUGUGCAUGAUAAUGGCAGCUUCUGAACCAAGAACACUGGACUGGGUUGGUGCACCACACCUGCUAGAUGACAUCAUAUAG